Molecule: messenger RNA, 1455 nt
Organism: Elaeis guineensis (African oil palm)
Lineage: Eukaryota; Viridiplantae; Streptophyta; Magnoliopsida; Arecales; Arecaceae
Source: RefSeq, a predicted model, not a curated record
AUGCCGAGUUCAAGCUCUUGUAGGUCUUUUAAUGAUGAAACUAGAUUUCUUGGAGGACCAAAUAAAUCCAUCAAAUAUGCCUCGAGCACCGGAGCGGAUCCCAGAAGAUUGAGUCCGGUACCCCCUGUUCAUGCCGAGGCUACCACCCGUGCCCAAAUCCACUGGUCCAAGCCUGCCAAUUCACCUCCUGAUGCCCAAGAGAGGAAGGAGCAGAAGCUUUCUGAGAAGCAAAUCAAGAAUAGAAUGCCUGCUCCAUUACCGGAAUCUCGAAUCUACACUCAAUUGCUUGAAUUUGAGGCCCGAAUAGAUGCAGCAGUGGUGAGGAAGGCGAAAGCCAUCCAUGAAGUUAUAUAUGGUAAUCCUUCCAUGAAGAGGAUCCUUAGGAUCUAUAUCUUCAACACCUUUUCCAAUCAGGCUCGCAGGACCGCAGAGCCUGAGAAUGCUGAACCGCCCUCUUGGUCACUCAAGAUCACUGGAAGGAUUGUGGAAGAUGAGAUCAAAUCAGACCCUGUAAAAGGAUCCUGGAAGCCCAAGACUUUGGACCCCAAAUUCUCUACUUUCUUCAAGAGGGUUGUUGUCCAAUUGGACGAACAUUUGUACCCUGAUGACCCAGUGAUUGUUUGGGAGAGUUCACGGUCUGCAGCACCAGUUGAAGGCUUUGAGAUUAAGAGAAAGGGGGACAAGGAGUUCACAGCUCGAAUACUACUCGAGAUGAAUGAUAUGCCUGAGGAGUUUAGGUUGUCACCUGCACUGAAGAAGGUCCUUGGCAUUGAGUUUAAUACACGAGCUGCAAUUAUAGCUAGAUUGUUCAACUAUGUCAAGAGAAAAAGAUUGCGGAAUCGUAGUGAUCCUACUGAGUUUGUUUGUGAUGCUCCAUUAAAGAGAGUGUUUGGAAAAAAUAUAAUGAAGUUUGCCGCGAUGUCAAUGAAGAUUUCUCAACAUUUGUCAGAUAUGCCACCCAUAAUAAUACGCCACGACGUUAGGCUUUCAGGGAUUGCUCCAGGGAUCGGCACUUGCUAUGAUGUUCUGGUCAAUGUUCCUCGUCCAAAAAACAAAGAGGUCCAAAUCAACUUGUAUGCAAACCAAGAGAAAAAGAUGGAGUUAUGGGAUAAAAUGAUAAAUACCUGUCUUAAGAAUCUCCAUGAGACAUAUAAGAGGAGGGCCUUUUUUCUUAGGUUCAGUCAGUCUCCAGAAGAGUUCAUAAAUGAUAUGAUUGCUUCUCAGAAUGGGGACUUCAAUUUCAUUGGGGGGAAAGCAACUCACAAGCGCCUCACUGACCACUACAGCCCACCAUGGGAAGAAGAAGCGGUCAUCCGAUACUUGGACCAAAAAUUGGCUUUAGAAAAUGAUACCCCAGCUAUUAUAGCCGACGAUGAGUUGAAGAGUAUUGCACAAGCAAUCAAGUGUCCUUAUUGGCAGGAGGCAAUGGCUAAAGAGAUUCCAGCUCUAGAAUAG